Molecule: messenger RNA, 5078 nt
Organism: Phyllostomus hastatus (greater spear-nosed bat)
Lineage: Eukaryota; Metazoa; Chordata; Mammalia; Chiroptera; Phyllostomidae
Gene: ENAH
Product: ENAH actin regulator
Biological process (GO): actin polymerization or depolymerization; actin polymerization-dependent cell motility; axon guidance
Molecular function (GO): profilin binding; SH3 domain binding
Source: RefSeq, a predicted model, not a curated record
CCGCGCGCCCCGCCUCCUCCCGGGCUCCCGGCGGCGGCGAUCCCGACUCUCCUGCGGCUGCCGCAGCUGCCGGUUGCACACGGCCUGGACGGCGGGCGCGGGCCUGGGGAGCGGCGGCCCAGCGCGCGGCCCCGGCGGGCACCCCUGGGAGGGCGGCCGAGGAAGCUCCGGGAGGCGGCGGCGGCGGCCGCGGGACCGUUCGGCCUCUUCGCCCCCUCGCAGCCUUUCUUUCGCCCUCUCCCCUCACACUGGGACCGCCGCCUGGGCUUUGUGCGCGGAGAUGGUGUAGCCCCCUGGCCGCCCCAGGAAGCCGCCGGCCACUCGUCCCCGGUCUCCCAGCCGCGUCCCCGCCCCUGGAGGACGGAUCCCCCCGGACUCGGCGCCUCCCGCGUCUCCCGGCUGCUGGGGAAGCCUCGGCGCCGCCGGCACCAUGAGUGAACAGAGUAUCUGUCAGGCAAGAGCUGCCGUGAUGGUUUAUGAUGAUGCCAAUAAGAAGUGGGUGCCGGCCGGCGGCUCGACCGGCUUCAGCAGAGUCCACAUAUAUCACCACACGGGCAACAACACGUUCCGAGUGGUGGGCAGGAAGAUCCAGGACCACCAGGUGGUGAUAAAUUGUGCCAUUCCUAAAGGGUUGAAGUACAAUCAAGCUACACAGACCUUCCACCAGUGGCGAGAUGCUAGACAGGUGUACGGUCUCAACUUUGGCAGCAAAGAGGAUGCCAAUGUCUUUGCAAGUGCCAUGAUGCAUGCCUUAGAAGUGUUGAAUUCGCAGGAGACAGUGUUCUAUUUAGGGCCAACAUUGCCUAGACAAAAUUCACAGCUACCUGCCCAAGUUCAAAAUGGCCCAUCACAAGAAGAAUUGGAAAUUCAAAGAAGGCAACUGCAAGAACAGCAGCGGCAGAAGGAGCUGGAGCGGGAAAGGCUGGAGAGAGAAAGGCUGGAGAGGGAGAGGCUGGAGAGGGAGAGGUCGGAGCGGGAGAGGCUGGAGCGGGAGCGCCUGGAACAGGAGCAGCUGGAGAGAGAGCGGCAGGACCGCCUGGAGCGGGAGCGGCUGGAGCGGGAGCGUCUGGAGAGAGAGCGUCUGGAGAGAGAGCGCCAGGAGCAGCUGGAGCGGGAGCAGCUGGAGUGGGAGCGGGAGCGGAGAAUAGCCACCACUGCUGCCCCUGCCUCUGUGGAGACUCCUCUAAACUCUGUGCUGGGAGACUCCUCUGCUUCUGAGCCAGGCUUGCAGGCAGCCUCUCAGCCGGCCGAGACUCCAGCCCCACCGGGCGUGGUCUUGGGACCACCUGCACCUCCGCCCCCUCCUCCACUCCCACCAGGUCCUGCCCAGGCUUCCGGGGCGCUCCCCCCUCCCCCAGGACCACCUCCUCCUCCUCCUCCACUUCCCUCCUCAGCGCCUCCCCCACCCCCUCCUCCACCCCCUCUCCCUAACCAGGUCCCCCCCUUCCCCCCGCCUCCCGCUCCUCCCCUCCCCGCCUCUGGAUUUUUUGCGGGAUCCAUGUUGGAAGACAAUCGCCCCUUGACUGGACUGGCGGCUGCAAUUGCUGGAGCAAAACUUAGGAAAGUGUCACGGAUGGAGGAUGGCUCUUUCCCAAGCGGGGGCAGCGCUGCUGGCGUGAACGCGGCCCCAUCCAAGGCAGACGCGGGCCGUGGAAACGGGCCCCUCCCCCUGGGGGGCAGCGGGCUAAUGGAAGAGAUGAGCGCCCUUCUGGCCCGGAGGAGAAGAAUCGCCGAAAAGGGAUCGACGGCAGAAUCGGAACAGAAGGAGGACAGGAACGAAGAUUCAGAGCCCAUAACGUCUAAGGCCCCUUCAACAAGCACGCCCGAACCGACGAGAAAACCCUGGGAAAGAACAAACACGAUGAACGGCAGCAAGUCACCUGUUAUCUCCAGACGGGAUUCUCCAAGGAAAAGUCAGAUUGUUUUUGACAACAGGCCCUAUGACUCAUUACACAGACCAAAAUCUGCACCCUCAUCGCAGCCCAGUGCCAACGGAGUCCAGACGGAGGGCCUGGACUACGACCGGUUGAAGCAGGACAUUUUAGAUGAAAUGAGAAAAGAAUUAACGAAGCUAAAAGAAGAGCUCAUCGAUGCCAUCAGGCAGGAACUGAGCAAGUCGAAUACCGCGUAGAGAAGCAGACGAAAGAGAGAUGGGACUUUACUCUGGAGAAAGGAAAAAAAAAAAAACACCUACAGACAACAGCUGUCAGCGACACCACACCCCUGCGUUUUGUUGAGCUGUAAGAAGAUGGAGACCGUCGGAAGGAGGGAAACACCAACACGCUUUGAAAACCUUCAGACGUCAUCACUCUGGCGAUAAGCUAUUUCCCUCCCCGUCUGCUGCUGUUUUCCGACCUUUUCAACAGGAUGGAAGAGUCGUCCAUGUAAGAGUUCCUGGAACAGUUAUACAGAAAAUGCUAAUCAGCCCGUCAGGCAAGAUCGCUGUGCGUUGAAAUAUUUUCAUGUCAAGAUAAACGCUCUCAUUUUCCACAAUCCAUUGCUAAAAUAAAGAGGAGAAAGGCUUAAGAAGUUUUUUCCAGAGCGUGCUGAUGAAGAGUCCAGCGAGUUACGCUGUUGUAUUGUACAUGUUUCUCUCAGGUCUGUCUUCCUAUCAUGUUAUUCCAUGACUGUUGGUAUGAGCCCUGCGUAGGUGAAGAUCGUCAGACUCGGAGCAGAGGGGAUUGUUACGUGCUUUCCAAGGGUGAUAUUUAUGAGAAAGUGUCCUAAGAAAGAUUCGUCCGGCUUGAGGAAUUUUAGAAUGAUAGGAAGUCUUCUCGAGGUAGCCUUCAUGCAAUUUUUGUAGAGUACAACAUAAAAUUCGUCCAGAAUUUAAAGAUUUAGAUGCCUUCCUAAAUUGUUACAACGCUUUACCAAAUCUAUGACUCCUUACAUAACACAAACCAGUGGUCAAAUGUAAAACAAUAUAUUGUAGAUUUACUGUAGGUUUUCAACCUUUUUUAGAUUUAUGCAUGUGGACAUUUUUAUAAUGUAAUUACUACCACCACAAAACUAGCUUUUUUAAUUGCAGGCGGUAAUGCAUGUCACAGUAACACGUAGUGGCCUUUUCCAGGCCUCGUCCCCGGGAAGACGUUUUGUAGCAUACUCUGGGGAGUGGGAGGAAGGGACGGAAUAAUUUUUUAUUUAAAGCUAAUUUCUGCACUACCUUUUUUUCUCGAUUACCUGCAUGAAAAAUGACGAGGACUAUUUUGUGACUUUAAUUGGUUAAACAUGUUAACAGAACCACGUACUUAAUCUUUGACAUCAUGUCUUCAGCUCUUUGUAUUUGAACUUCUGUCAUUUCAAUGGUCUGAAACAUGAUUCGGCGCUUCCCCUGAAGCGUGUCUUCCUGUGGGACUCACACGCCCGGCCCCUGAAUCUGGCCGUGACGAUGGCCUACGUGCCCUGCAGGUGUGCAGGUGGUCGGGCUCAGGCGCCUGGCUGCCGGGCCGCUUUCGAAUCUCAUUAUGUUGAGUUACAACAACAAACAGUGAGGGCAGUGGUCAAGGUCACAGAGGUCGUCAGGUAAGGGGAAACCCGUGAAGAGCUCUGCAUCGUUUCCUUUUAAUAAAGUGAGACUUGGGUGGUGGGAACAAGGAAGUGGAUACUCUGCUUACUGCUGUGUGUGCGCACACCAGUGCAUGCACACGCGUGUGCACGCCAUCCACUCCCUUCUCUUUGAAAUUCGUACGAUUAAAAUAGGGGAGAAAUCCUGUCUAUUGCAAUGAUAGUUUGAUUUUUUUUUUUUUUUGAAAAAUUUAGGAAAUCAAAAAAUCCCCAGGCUCUCCAUCUUGAUUCAUGCUUGAGUUGCUAUGUGCCAUAUUUGCUUUGAAAUCUUUGAUUAUCGGAAGUUUUACUAAAAUUUUGAAGAAACCACCCAUUUUCGUUUGCCCUCCGUUCAUGAGCCAGAGCGCGGGGAUGGCGUAGUUUCCUCAGUGCCGCCGAGGUGCAGCACAGCCCCUGCAGAGAGGUUCGAGCGAGGGAAGUCCUUGUUACCAAACCGUCCCGGCUUCUGGAGAAGGAAGCUUCGUCCCCAGAGUCAUCUGGGACGGAUGAGCUCUCGGUCAGGUCUCCAGCUCUUCUUCCCGUCGGCUCCUCGCCGUCCACAGUAGCAGUCAAGGCUUUGUAAAGAUGCAACAUGCUUCUGAAGUGCUGUUUUCUGAAAGAGAUAGGAGGCAUUUCCAGUCUUUAUUGUUGCCCUUUUGGUUAUGUAAACACUCACGCUACCCACGUGUGUGUCCCCCGUCAGUCUGGUCAGAAGUAACCUUUGGUUUUGUCGGUUAAGUUCAAUAGUCUACAGUAGGAUAGAGGACUCUGGGUGCCGGUGGUCCAAAGUCAGACGAAAGACUACAAUAAAACGCUAGAUCCUACAGAGAAACUGGUUUAUGCACUAAACGUCUUGUGCCUUGGUCUCAUCUUAACACGGUGUCUGUGUGAAACGACGAGGAAGAACCAGUGCUGCGUCGUGUGCAUUUUCCAUCGUCUCGCAUCCCCCCCGCCCCCCAUGGCUCGGUGUGCUCCCUCCCGACGUGUGAUGGACUCCCUGCGCGUGCACCCCCGCCCCGCGUGGCGGCGGCCGUCACUGUUGGAGAUUCCGGUGAUGGCACCCGAGACGCGGAAGCCGGAGCGACUGUCCUCACCCGGACUGUGCGGGCGCCGCGCGGCGACGGUGGCCUCGCGCGCUCCUCCAUGGGACGUCUGGCGCGGUUUCGGGGACCCUCCCUGACCGCAGGAGGGUACCUCUGUCCUCAACACUGUGACCCGACCCGUGACAGACCUGUGCUGUUCACCCUGUCAAUGGCUCACACGUCAGCUGCAAACCCACUGAAUGUACAAACCUUAGUGCUGGUGCUGAAAUCUCUGCAGAAGAGUCGUCCCGAUUUCCGAGUGUGUUCCGAAAAAUUCGCGAGCAUCAAGUGUCAAUCAAAACCGAGGAUGAAACACUAAUGAAUGUCGACUUCUCACGCGUUAGGUGUCCUUGUUAGAGUUUUCGGUUCUCGGCUGUUUCCGCCGUCCUGUUGCGUUGACAUUUCCUACACGCUGACUCCGUUUGUGCGAUUGAAAUAAAAUUGCAGUAUCUA